This is a messenger RNA of Closterium sp. Naga37s-1, 1014 nucleotides long. The record is from the annotation of a GenBank genome assembly. NCBI's taxonomy places the organism in Eukaryota, Viridiplantae, Streptophyta, Zygnematophyceae, Desmidiales, Closteriaceae.
AUGGCAGGCAACCGCUUCAAGGGCGUCAUCCCCACGAGGCUGAGCAGGAUGACGCAGCUCAAGGACGCGCUGUACGGGCAGAGCAACCGGCUUGACGGCGUGGUGGGAGCGGCGUUUGCUGACGGGGGCAGGGCCCCACUGAAGGUGCUGGACCUGAGCUACAACCUGCUCACCGCACUCAACCCCUUCCGAAACUGGAACCUCACCGAGCAGAUCAUCCUCUCUCACAACUCCAUCCAGCAGACCAUGCCUUCGCAUUUCCUCGUGGACGAUGCUGUCGCACACGGCACGCGCGCCAAGCACCUGGACCUGAGCUUUAAUCAAAUCGGCGGCACCCUGGAGCCGCUGAGCACGUUGACUGCAUUGACCAGCCUUGACCUGACGGGCAAUCAGCUGACUGGAGGCGUGCCCACGUGGGUGAGCAAGCUGACGAGGCUGCAGCGGUUGCACCUGGGGGAGAACCAGCUGGGCGGGGCAGUGCCCGUGGAGCUGUUCGCUGGGAGCUCGCUACAGCAUGUGGACGUCAGCAGCAACAGCCUCUCAGGCGCGCUCCCCGACCUAGCCAGGUGCCCCGCCGUGCUGAAUCUCUCUAAUAACGCGCUGGAAGGCGCGCUGCCGGCGACCAUGGGCACCGCCUGUCAAUCCACGCUCACGGAACUCGACCUCUCGCGCAACAAGUUCACCGGGGACAUCCCCACUCCGCUCACGCGAAUCCGUUUCCUCCACCGCCUCAACCUCAGCCGCAACGCGUUCUCCGGCACUAUUCCCAUCUGCUUCGACGCGCGGCGCGCGUUGCGGGACCUCGACCUGUCGUAUAAUCUCCUCGAGGGGUGGAUUCCGAGGGAUCUUGGCACCCACUUGGCGUUUAAGUCGGUUGCGCUGGGCGGGAAUCAGCUGUUUGGGCAAAUACAUUACCUGCUGAAGAAUUUCCCCGUGGCGAGCUUCAGGCCGGACAACUGGCAGCUGUGUGAUCCGCCACUGCCCGCCUGUGCCCCUGAGGUAAUAAUGAUUUAA